UUCCUCGGGCCAUCUUCCAAUCUUUCCCUCACUGAUGCCUGCAAGUUCGGCUCCAUCACCCUGUUGGACUGGGUGUGGGAUUCCAGCGCGCCAAGCCAGGACGCUCGGACACCAGGGUGGACGCUAUGCAACUUCUUGCGGUCCGAGCCGCUCUACUACCAGUGGCAGUUCCACAAGGCCACACAAAUCGCGGCAGCUCGA
Phytophthora sojae is the source of this 201-nucleotide messenger RNA. RefSeq lists its product as hypothetical. The record is from RefSeq and is a predicted model, not a curated record. NCBI's taxonomy places the organism in Eukaryota, Oomycota, Peronosporomycetes, Peronosporales, Peronosporaceae. The transcript has a single exon. The annotation marks the transcript as partial.